AGCCAUAGAUCAGGUCAUGUCUCACUGCCCUACUACGGUCCUGUGACUCUUGAAGGCUCCCUGUCAUGACCACUUCUUAUGUUCCUACCUCAGAGCCAGGGGCCGGCAGUACCCCCCCACCCUCCAGAAGGUUUAGAUGAGGACUGCUACGAGGAGGCUGAGCCUUUUGUUCCAGUCAAUCACUCAGCAGGUAUGCUCAACAAGUCAUUAGAUACAGCAGUCUCUCUCUCUCGCGUUCUCUCUAUCCCUCUCUCUCUCGCACUCUCUCUCGCUCUCUCUGUCAACAGCCAUUGCCAGCAACUUGGGUUACUUUCACAAUGGGAUACAUGUAACCUUGUGCCGUUUCUACAGUCAAAGAAUUACAUUUGAAAGUUCCAUUCAUGUGUUAUACAUGUAUAUGUGCUAUAUUUCAUCCUCAAACCUUUGAACUUCCACAGUUGUAUACUGUGGAUUUUACUCUACAUAAAAACCCAGCGUGUCUCUUUUUACCACAUUCUGAAAAGUGGUGUCGAAACAGGUUUGUCAAAAAUAUUAAUACCGAAAUGCAUCCCCUGUGUGUACGUGUGUGCUCGCGUGAGUGUCUGUGUUUUCUCCAGACAAAUGUGACUCAGACAGCAGUCACUACGAGUCAUAUGGUGAGGAAGAUGAGGAGGAGUUUAUGAAGGACCGGGCCCACUACAUCCAGUGGAGUGCCUCCCAGCCCUGUCUGCGGCCCACUUCUGAGUCACGCAUCUGUGGCUACCUGUGGCGGAAGAAAUGGCUGGGCCAAUGGACCAAACAACUCUUUCUCGUCCGCAACAAUCUGCUGUUGGUAAGCACAUCCCUAAGGACAAAACACACUGCACGAUCACCUGCUGGGUGUCGACUAAUGUGUUUCGAACAUGUUUUGUCCAUGUAGCUUACUAAAGCCGUAAAAAAAAAGGCCAUUAACCUCGAAACAUGUCUGUUAUAUAAAGGAAGGAAGGGUUUGUAUGGCUCUGUUUUAUGUCGUAUUCACAGAAUAGCCCGUACAUUGUUCAUCCUAUUUGCCUGUUUCAAGUUGCUUCUAGUGCUACAAGGGGGGGUAGCCUAGUGCUUAAGAGUGUUGGGCCAGUAACCGAAAUGUUGCUGGGUCGAAUCCCAGAGCCGACUAGGUGAAAAAUCUGUCGAUGUUCCCUUGAGCAAGGCACCUAGCCCUAAUUGCGCCUGUAAGUCACUCUGGAUAAGAUGGUUGCUAAAUUAGUAAAAUGUUAGACAAAGUGAUACUGUCAAGAGCAUUGUGUGGGUUUUCCUUUUCUUUUAAGAUAUAAUUGAAUUACUCCCACGCACCUGCUACAAGCUCAGAUGUCCUUUUCCUAUUUUGAAUCACAGUGCUACAAAUGUGCCAAGGACCUCUACCCGCUGCUGGAGCUCAACCUGCGGGGCUGCCAGGUGGUGUACAAGUCCAAGCACAACAAGAAGAUGCAGCACGAGCUCAAGGUUGUGGCUGGCUCCGACACAGUGGUGAUGGGCUUCCAGAGCUGCCAGCAGGCGGAGGAAUGGAGGAAGGUUUGGAGGUGUUUGUCAUUACAGCAUAGUCUCACACAGGACUGCGAUAGACUAGUGUCCUGUCCAGGGGGUGUACUUGUACAUCAAGCUGCCUCACACUAUAGAAACAGGAGAUAGGCUCCUGCCCUACGGGCCGUUCUGGCUCAGACAAGGCAACUAUAGUCCCACAGUUUGAUACAGCAAUUGACUGAAGGGGAGCAAAGGGAGGGGUAAGAGGAAAUGCCUUUUUUGGAUGUGUAAUGCCCAUGAUUGUCCAAACAGGCAUGCCUAACCUAUCUGAGAUAAAGGCGGUUAUUAUCAGGUUAUUAUCAGGAUAGGAGAAAUGGACAGUUAUAGCUGUAUUUAGGAUUGGGAGAUAUAGGGUAUGGCUGGAUGAGUGUAGGUGUUCAGGGGCGGUUUCCCGGACACAGAUUAAGCAUAGUCCUGGACUAAAAAGCAAGAUCAAUCGAUAUUCUCCAUUGAAAAUUAUUUUUAGCCCAGGACUAGACUUAAUCUGUGUUCGGGAAACUGCACCAAAAAAUGUUGUGUGUAAGGUGUUUUGAAUUCUUACUGGUUGUCUGGCUGGUCCCCUAGGUAAUUGAGGAGGUGAAUAGCUCCUCCUAUGAUGAGCCAGAGUCCCAAAGGUUCUCCUUGUUACUCAAGUGUGACAGACUGGACUCUUGCAGGGUAAGUCAUCUGCCGCUAUAAGAAUUAAAGCUACUCCUGCCCCUAUUUAACGUUAACAUUCAAUUAACUUCCUCUCAGUUUGACUGAAUAAGGUGGCUCAGAUUUUCUCUAAAUUCUGCCCUUUCAUGUGUUGUUUCUCUCGCAGUCAAGCACAGUCAAUCACACUUCAGACUCGGAUGAAGAGAAAAUGUCGGCGCUGCCCUCUGCUCUCAGCAGUGUGGAAAUUAAGGAUAAAGGUAAGCCUAUUCCCCCGUUUGUCAACAUGAACAAAUGCCGCUCUGUUUCAAAGGCUAUCGAUAGCUCCAUCUUAAAUUGUUUCGUAGUGACUGAACGAGUCACUGAGGACUCCGUGAAGCAGUGAAAUGUGGUCAGUGUAAAUGUGAAAAUGAAUGAAAAAAUAACUGUAAUGAAAAGUAAGUAAAUAUACAUUUGAUCAAUCAUUAUUUUGUUAUCAUGUUUUUUCUGCAUGAUAAAAUCGAUUUCUGAACUAUACUGAACAAAAUUAUAAACGCAAUAUGUAAAGUGUUGGUCCCAUGUUUCAUGAGCUGAAAUAAAAGAUCGCAGAAAUGUUCUAUACGCACAAAAAGCUUAUUUCUCUCAAAUGUUGUGCACAAAUUUGUUUACAUCCCUGUUAGUGAGUAUUUCUCCUUUGCCAAGAUAAUCCAUCCACCUGACAGGUGUAGUAUAUCAAGAAGAUGAUUAAACAGCACAAUCAUUACACAGGUGCGCCUUGUGCUGGGGACAAUAAAAGGCAAUUUUAAAGUGUGCAGUUUUAUCACACAACACAAUACCACAGAUGUCUCAAGUUUUGAGGGAGCGUGAGGUUGGCAUGCUGACUGCAGGAAUGUCCACCAGAACUGUUGGCAGAUAAUUGAAUGUUAAUUUCUCUAUCUGUCACGAUCGUCAUAGACAGUGGACCAAGGCGCAGCGUGAUAGGCGUACAUCUUUUAAUUGAGUACUUUAUACACUACAACAAAACAACAAAACGAUACGUGAAGUCUAAGGUUCACCAACACAAACCUACACAGAACAAGAUCCCACAAAUAGCUAUGCCAAACAGGCUGCCUAAGUAUGGUUCCCAAUCAGAGACAACGAGAAUCAGCUGCCUCUGAUUGGGAACCACCCUGGCCAACAUAGAUCUACAUGAUCUAGAACAUAACAUAGAAAAUACAACAUAGAUAAUCCACACCCUGGCUCAACAUAUAAGAGUCCCCAGAGCCAGGGCGUGACAGUACCCCCCCCCCCCCCCCCCCCCCCCCCCCCCCCCAAAGGCGCGGACUGUGACCGCGCCAACCAAAACCAACAGGGGAGGGACCGGGUGGGCAUUCCGCCUCUGAGGCAGAUCCGGCUCCGGGCGUGACCACCACUCUCUCGCUACCCCCCCCCCCCCGUAGCGCCCCUGGUCUGGUCCCGCUGGCCGGACCUGGACUGGACACCGUUGGAGCGGAUUGCUCUGGCUCCGCAGUGGAGCAGCUGACCGGUACCUGACCAGGCACCGGUGAAACAGGCAUGGGCUGUGCCGGACUGACGACGCGCACCACAGGCUUGGUGCGGGGAGCAGGAACGGGCCGGACCGGGCUGACGACGCGCACCAUUGGCUUGGUGCGGGGAGCAGGAACGGGCCGGACCGGGCUGGCGACACGCACCAUAGGCUUGGUGCGGGGAGCAGGAACGGGCCGGACCGGGCUGACGACGCGCACCACAGGCUUGGUGCGGGGAGCAGGAACAGGCCGGGCCGGGCUGGCGACGCGCACCAUUGGCUUGGUGCGAGGGGCAGGAACAGGCCGGGCCGGGCUGGCGACGCGCACCAUAGGCUUGGUGCGAGGGGCAGGAACAGGCCGGGCCGGGCUGGCGACGCGCACCACAGGCUUGGUGCGGGGAGCAGGAACAGGCCGGGCCGGGCUGGCGACGCGCACCAUAGGCUUGGUGCGGGGAGCAGGAACAGGCCGGGCCGGCGAGACGGACUGUAGGUCUGGAGCAAAGAGCUGACACAACCCGUCCUGGCUGAAUGCCUGUUUUUACACACACUGUGUGAGGCAUCAGCACAGGACGUACAGGGCUGUGUACUCGUACUGGCACUACAGCACGUGACACUGGCGCAGGAUAUCCGGGACCGAGGAGGGGUACUGGAGGCCACGAGCGUUGAGCCGGCACACUCCGUCCUGGCUGCAUGCCCACCUUAGCACGACACGUGCGUGGUGCUCGCACAGGACGUACCGGACUGUGCCGGACCACUCGCGGCACAGUACGCAGCUCCACAUACCUCGGAACCUGCCCAGUCUCACGCUGCCUAGCCUGAGUACGGGGAGUUGGCUCUGCUCUACCUCUAGGCUCCGCCAACCUCCCUUCCAGCCCCCCAAACCCGGUGGCCUCCUCUCCUAAUCCACAAACUCGCCCAGUAGCUGCCUCCAGCAGCCCCGUCGUCCAUGCUGUGUGCCCCCCCCCCCAAAAAAAAAUAUUGGGGUUGCCUCUUGCGUGUCCGACGUCGGCCCGGUUGGCGCCGCUGCUCCUCUCUAUGGCGCGCCUCCACCGUCUCCUCCCACGGACGGCGAUCCAUACCGGCCUGGAUCUCCUCCCAAGUCCAGGACCCCUGCCCGUCCAAGAUCUCCUCCCAAGUCCAGGCUGUCUGCUCCUGGACACGCUGCUUGGUCCUGUUAUGGUGGGAUCUUCUGUCACGAUCGUCAUAAACAGUGGACCAAGGCGCAGCGUGAUAGGCGUACAUCUUUUAAUUGAGUACUUUAUACACUACAACAAAACAACAAAACGAUACGUGAAGUCUAAGGUUCACCAACACAAACCUACACAGAACAAGAUCCCACAAAUAGCUAUGCCAAACAGGCUGCCUAAGUAUGGUUCCCAAUCAGAGACAACGAGAAUCAGCUGCCUCUGAUUGGGAACCACCCUGGCCAACAUAGAUCUACAUGAUCUAGAACAUAACAUAGAAAAUACAACAUAGAUAAUCCACACCCUGGCUCAACAUAUAAGAGUCCCCAGAGCCAGGGCGUGACAGUACCCCCCCCCCCCCCCCCCCCCCCCCCCCCCCCCCCCCCCCCCUCCUCCCCCAAAGGCGCGGACUGCGACCGCGCCAACCAAAACCAACAGGGGAGGGACCGGGUGGGCAUUCCGCCUCUGAGGCAGAUCCGGCUCCGGGCGUGACCACCACUCUCUCGCUACCCCCCCCCGUAGCGCCCCUGGUCUGGUCCUGCUGGCUGGACCUGGACUGGACACCGUUGGAGCGGAUUGACCAGGCACCGGUGAAACAGGCACGGGCUGUGCCGGACUGACGACGCGCACCACAGGCUUGGUGCGGGGAGCAGGAACGGGCCGGACCGGGCUGACGACGCGCACCAUUGGCUUGGUGCGGGGAGCAGGAACGGGCCGGACCGGGCUGGCGACACGCACCAUAGGCUUGGUGCGGGGAGCAGGAACGGGCCGGACCGGGCUGACGACGCGCACCAUUGGCUUGGUGCGAGGGGCAGGAACAGGCCGGGCCGGGCUGGCGACGCGCACCAUAGGCUUGGUGCGAGGGGCAGGAACAGGCCGGGCCGGGCUGGCGACGCGCACCACAGGCUUGGUGCGGGGAGCAGGAACAGGCCGGGCCGGGCUGGCGACGCGCACUGCCUGCUGUUCUCCACCUGUAACAGCGAGUGGACAAGAGUCGGUUACUGCGACUUGAACAAUUUACCUAUAGCACUCAACAAGCAUGAGAAAUCUGUCUCGCAUCCAAAGUCAGAUAGCUCUUAAGACAUUUGGCAGUUCAUGGAUAGAUCUGGCAUUGAUUGAACAUCAGCAUGCACAAUGCAAAGGUAAAAGAGAACAGUGAUAUUUUGAAAGACCUAGCUAAUUCAUGCUACAUGCUACCUUGGUAAACAGGAGUUGCCACUUCGUGGCAAUGAUGAGAGUGUCAGCUCAUCAAACAGGCCCAGGGACAACUAUGUGGAACUAUAACAUGCCUUUGCUGAAAAUAAAUAACAGUUAGCAACCCAUUUACCGCAACCUGCCAUCGUGUUCGCUUUUUGCUCAUGGCCUAUGAUGGAAUUUUCAAUGAAACUGAUGCGCUCUUCCGUGUUCUGCAGAACAAAGAGAUGGAUAUGGAUGUCUGCCGUACCCGUAUCAGCAACACAAUGAAACCACUGGAACGGCAGCGACAAGACUUUGAUAGUUUCUUUGAGCGAUAUGUGUGCUUUUAUCUAGGCCAACAGUGCACAACAAUGCCUAAUUUAUCAUAACCAUUACAGAUAACAAAUCCUAAUUGCUAAAUUGCCCCGUAUAUACUGAACAAAAAUAUAAACGCAACAUGCAACGAUUUCUAAGAUUUUACUAAGUUACAGUUUAAGUAAGGAAAUCAGUCAAUUGAAAUAAAAUAAUUAUGCCCUAAUCUAUGGAUUUCACGACUGGGAAUACAGAUAUGCAUCUGUUGGUCACAGAUACCUUUUUUUAAAAGGGAGGGGUGUGGAUCAGAAAACCAGUCAGUAUCUGGUGUGUCCACCAUUUGCCUCAUGCAGCGCAACACAUCUCCUUUGCAUAGAGUUGAUCAGGCUGUUGAUUGUUGAUUGUGGCCUGUGGAAUGUUGUCACUCUCCUUUUCAAUGGCUGUGCAAAGUUGCUGGAUAUUGGCAGGAACUGGAACACGCUGUUGUAUGUCGAUCCAGAGCAUCCCAAACAUGCUCAAUGGCUGAGGUCUGGUGAGUAUGCAGGCCAUGGAAGAACUGGGACAUUUUCAGCUUCCAGGAAUUGUGUACAGAUCCUUGCGACAUGGGGCUGUGCAUUAUAAUGCUGAAACAUGGCAUGACAAUGGGCCUCAGGAUCUCGUCACGGUAUCUCUGUGCAUUCAAAUUGCCAUCGAUAAAAUGCAAUUGUGUUGGUUGUUCGUAGGUUAUGCCUGCCCAUACCAUAACCCCACCGCCACCAUGGGGCACUCUGUUCACAACAUUGACAUCAGCAAACCACUCGCCCACACGACGCCAUACACGUGGUCUGUGGUUGUGAUGCUGGUUGGACAUACUGCCAAAUUAUCUAAAACGACGUUGGAGGCGGCUUAUGGUAGAGAAAUUAACAUUCAAUUAUCUGGCAGCAACUCUGGUGGACAUUCCUGCAGUCAGCAUGCCAAUUGCAUGCUCCCUCAAAACUUGAGACAUCUGUGGCAUUGUGUUGUGGGACAAAACUGCACAUAUUGUCCUCAGCACAAGAUACACCUGUGUAAUGAUCAUGCUGUUUAAUCAGCUUCCUGAUAUGCCACACCUGUCAGGUGGAUGGAUUAUUUUGGCAAAGGAGAAAUGUUCACUAACAGGGAUAUAAAAAAAAUUGAGAAAAAUUAUAUUUUUGUGCAUAUGGAACAUUUCUGGGAUCUUUUUUCCGCUCAUGAAACAUGGGACCAAUACUUUACAUGUUGAGUUUAUAUUUUUGUUCAGUGUAUAUUCAGUCAAUAGAAAAACAAGUGCCAUUUAAGAUUGAUUUAUUGAAACCGUAAUAUCAACUGGUUAUAUUAUAUCGUGGAACACAAUCUUUAAAAAGGCAGUAACCUCAGCAGUGGUGCUUGCUUGUAGAAGCCUAUGGCUGUGCAAUGGCAUAGCCUUGUUUUGAUCAUUUAGCAGACAACACUCUUAUUUCCCAAGCCUUUAUCACAGUCAAGACACACCUAUUUUAUAGUAAAAAACGUAAUGUAAUAUAACAGAAUAAAAUAGAACAGAAUAUUUUUCCCAAUGGAAAAAGUUGGCAGUGCGAAAUGAUAUGCAUCUCGCGUCUGGAACAGUUAUUCUCAAAGAGUGAAAAUGUGAAACCGGGCUUAAUUUGGCGAGUUGAAAUUUAAAAAAUGUCAGGGUUACAAUUAAAAAUAUGUCUUCUUUUUGAUAUACAUACGUUCGGUUUAGUUUAUUCUGCCUGUUCUUUGGAAUGUUCUAAAAUGGACAAUUCCACAUUGAACACUGCAUGGUGAUAAAUUACGGCCACCACAUCUGUUUUGUGAGUAGGCCUAGGCUUAAUGAUUCUGAUGAAAAUAUGCGCUUUGUGUUCAUCAUACUAAUGUUUUUGCAUAUUUUCAGUGUGGAACCUACCUAUGUUAUAGCCUAGCCCUAGGCUAACCAAUUCUAAAUGGCACUAGCAGUUCGCAAAGUAGCCUAAGCAGAAAAUAGACGGGACACAAUUAUUCCCAAACUGCAGCUCGUUGUUGGAACACAUUUUGAAUUUGUGAUAAAACUGUCAUCAUUUGGCAAGGAUUGUAGGUUGUGAAUCCCAUCAGUUAGAUACGUUUUUAUAGACAUGUAUUUCUGUAGGCCUAAUGGGAGCUUGUGUGCGCACUCAAGGACGCGUUUGUAGAGGGCGCAGUCAGAAUCCAAUUGAGUGAGUGAGACACAGAAGGGAAAGGGAAUUUAGAGAAAAGAACUGCGUGAUGCUUGGCUUGGUUUCAUGUCCGGCAAAUGCGCAUGGAGGCCUAUGGAACACUAGAGUCAAAGCAAAUUUACAUUGUCUUCAAGACAAAAUGUCAAUUUUUUUCUAAUCACAAUUCACCAAAUAUUUUUAAAUUAUAUAUUACUUUUUUUAUGAUCUCUGGUUAAAGAUCGAGUUUUGACGUCCGUCGAAAUUCAUGCCCAUCCCCGCCUCUGACAUGAACUUUGUUUUUGUUAGAAAAUUUUUACAACUUGUUGGACGAUAUUACUUACCAAGCAGAGCUGUUUUAUCAAGGUACAAAUAUCCUGUUCUUUUUCAUUUUGAGCAUAGGUAUACAGACACAGCUUGGCUACAUUGUAACUACGAAGCGGCCACGGUUGUGCUCGCAUAUGGGGCUCAGCCAGGACUAUUACUUUUUGUAAGUGAAUGGAAAUAUGUGAUUUAACCGAUUGAUGUUGGGAAAAUAAAUGGCAAAAAUGCAGAGUUAAAUGCCUGUAAACAGCUUGGGGAGAAAAAGAAAUCACAGAUUGAAUCAUGUAAUAUUAAGCCUACUGUCACAUGCCCUGCUCUUCCUGGUUUUUAAAGGUGCAAAAACAUACGUUUGCACCCUUAUUUUGAAAGUGGGGAUGCAGCGGCUCCGUUUGCGCCAUUGCUCAGCCGCCUAUGGUAGCGCUGACUAUUAGGCAUUCUGUGUGUGUAGCACUGUCUACAAGUAGGCCUACUCGCUGGCAUUUGGGUCGCUGUCUGUGGUGCUGAAAGUCGCCUGUUCGUGCAGGGCAGUUGUGUGGGGCCCAAGCUAUUAGAGCCUGUGAAUGUGUGUCUAAUGGUUGCGCCGCCUACUUGCUCCUGUUUGAUGGUUGGUUGUGAUUGUUUGUUUGAUGGUUGUCUUUGUGAUCGUGUCAUACGGAUAAACACUGAAAGUGCCUACCCGGCCUCAGACCACAAUGCACUUCACUGCUGUGAAGACAGUGUGGGAUUGUUAACCUCGUUUGGUAGUUAUUAGAGGUCUACCUUUAAGUCAUAACAGGCACGUUGUUGGUGGAACACUGGCUCAUUGUGAACCGGCGAUUCCUGGGGAAUUGGAUUGUCACCUUUUGCACCAUUGGAGUCUGGAGGUGUCCAUAACAGGUUAUUAAACCCCAUGAACCGUGCCAGGCCAACACAACGACUAGGAAAGAGAUACGAAUUCGUUUUUAUUUAUUUUUAUAUUUAAUUAUAUUAUCAUACUUUUUUUUGCUGUUUUUGGAGGGUACAAAUUUGGUGGUUUUAGAUAUAGGCUAUGUCUAAAGUGACACCCUAUUUCCUAUAUAGUGCACUACUUUUGAACAGAACCCUAUGGACCCUGGUCAAAAGUAGUGCACUCUAUAGGGAAUGUGGUGCCAUUUCAGAAACAGCCAUAGGCCCUGCCCAGCUUGUUUGUAGCCCUGAUUGUAUAAUUAGAUAACUGUGAAUAGAGAAGGUGAUGGAAGUCACACCACACACAUGGUGACUUAUUUUCAAUGUCUGUUGAUCUGGGUGUGAACUUCAUGACUAGAGAAUGUAUAAUGGCCAAAGAUGUAUACAAACCGUAUGAUACUCUCAUCAUCUUUGUGUAAGAGUUUGACCUCAGAGACCAGGUACAAAUUGCCCACCAAACAGUUCCAAGUUUCUUUCUGUUGUCAAUGUGUUCUUUUUCUGGCCUCUGUCUGGUAGCCUGCUCUAGAUGUGUUUGUGCUGUCUUGCUAACUCCUGACCAUAGGAGUUGGCAAGACAGUCAUGACCAUAGGAGUUAGUGCCAGACCAGGCUAUCGCAUCUAUCUCAAGACUCUUGUGACCUUUGACCCCAUCCCUGUUUGGGCUGCAGGGUUCCUGAACGUGCUGAUGAACUGCCAGUGGCAGAGCCUGCUGUGCCAGGUAGAGGAUGGGGUGCUGAAAAUGUUCCGAGACGAGGGCUGUGAAGAGUGCCCUCAGUACACGGUACAGCUGAAAGGCUGCCAGGUUCGACCGGGCCCCGACACACCUCAGGCCUACCGCAUCACCGUGGUCCAACACGGAGACCAGGUGGCAGUACUGGAGGUAAGGGCUACGGGGGUGAAGUUUCCCCUAGGUACAGACAGAUCUAGGAUCAGCUUCCCCUCCCCCAAUCUUAACCUUAACAAUUAGUUGGGGAAAUGCAAAACUGACCCAAAAUCGGUGACUAUGGAUAACGUUACCCUUUCAAAGAUAUAGACAGAUUAGACUGUAUGCAGAAUUAAUGGAUACUACUCAGCCAAGGCUUUGGGUGUUGUUAAGGGGGUCAGAAAUAGUUCAUGGAUCACUAUGACUUUGUUAUAUAGUCAUUUAGCAGAUGCUCUUAGCCAGAGCAACUUACAGGAGCAAUUAGGGUUAAGUGCCUUGCACAAGGGCACAUCAAUUUCGGUUACUGGCCCAACACUCUUACCCGCUAGGUUACCUGCCGAUUCACUUAUGUCAGUGUGGUUGAUUUAGAUCAUGGUGGAAAGACAUUACACACUCAAAAGAGAAAGCUUGUUAUUAUGCAAUCACUACCAAAAGCGAUCCAGUUAUUUCCCACAGGUUUAUAUUAAAUAAAAAACAAGUAAAAACCCCAAAAAGGAGCUGUGCAAGAUCAAAAUUGACCAAUUCAUUCCUGGAACAGAGCAUUGUGUGUCUUCUUCAUUCUCUCUAUCUCUCUCUCACACCCCCUCUCUUUCUCUGUUCGUCCAUGUCUCUGUCCAGGCCAGCUGUGCAGAUGAGAAAGAGCAGUGGUUGCAGCUCCUACAGGACGGGAGUGUAAGCCAGGGUCAGGCUGAUUCUCUAUAUCACUAUGACUCAAAGCCCGCUGGAGCCCUCAGGUAAUACAUGUUUAUGAUGAUCACUAGAUCCAUUGGUUUGGCUCUAUAAAACGGGUGGUAUGUAUCAAGCUUCUCAGAGUAAGAGUGCUGAUCUAGGAUCAGCUCCCCCCUGUCUAUUUAGUCUUAUUCAUUGUGAUCUAAAAGGCUAAACUGAUCCUAAAUCAACACUCCUAUUCUGAGACAGUUGAUGCAUACGGACCCAGAACUAUGUUUUGAAAUGCCUAUACAGGGCUACUUGGUUAAAGUUUUUUUUCCCUACCAUCAGUGGUUUGAAGGAACGAAGGUUCCCAACCUCAAACAUGUACAUAGACGACCCCUUUCACCAGCACAGUGGAAGCGGAUGCUCACAACCCAUCUACUCCAACACAGCCAUACUGGAGCACAUGGUAUGGCCCAUUCUGGGGGGGGGGGGGGGGGGGGGGGGGGGGGUUGGGGUCUAGAGAGACUUUGCACCUUCAGACUUGAAUAAGGACACAGUCAGGUGAUAGUCAUAGGCAUACAUUUCUAUUUGUAGUAAACUGUACAGUUGACAACAGUCAAAAGAAACCAGUGUGAUUUUGAUGGACAUACUGUUCGCUGUUGAUAUUUCAAAGGAUUUCCUUUGUUUUGUUCUCAUCAGUUCCAGAAUUCCCAAAACAUCGCCAGGGGAGACUCAGUGUCAUCGAAGGAUUCAGUCAACUACAGCAACACUGAAAUCUUUAACAACCACAGUAAGUCGGAUUCAAUGUUCACCCCUUCAGGUGUUCCUCUCUAGGAGACCACAGACAUACCAUUGGCCAUUUGCACAUAUCCUCCAAUUGAGCAGGCACUAGACCAGGGAUGGGCAACUUUGAUGGGGGUGGGGGCCACAAAAAAUCUGAACUCAUCAUGAGGGGCCGCAGUAGCUGGCCACUAAACUAAUUUAGCAAUCUAAAAAAAUGUUGCUGACAUGGGCUAAGUGGCUGACAUAACAAGAGAAACUGCUGAUGCACAACCAAAUUUCGAAAUUGCACCUUGUGUAUUCUACUAUUCUAACUUACAACAGUAAAUUGAGACCCCGACUGAGGUCCUUCAAAAGGGGGCCGGGCCGCCAGUUUCCCAUCCCUGCACUAGACUAUAGUCAAUCAAAUAAAAGUUUGGUCGCGUACACAGUUUAGCAGAUGUUAUAGCGGGUGCAGCGAAAUGCUUAGCUCCUAACAAUGUAGUAAAAGUACACACAUUUUUAAAAACACAAGAAGAAAUCAAGAAAUGUCAGAAUUAAUCCAAUUAACAACCCAAAUGGCACUGUAACAAUAAUCCAAAUGCAAUCUAUACGUACAGUUUAAGUCGGAAGUUUACAUACACUUAGUCAUUAAAACUCGUUUUUCAACCACUCCACAAAUUUCUUGUUAACAAACUAUAGUUUUGGCAAGUCGGUUAGGACAUCUACUUUGUGCAUGACACGAGUAAUUUUUCCAACAAUUGUUUACAGACAGAUUAUUUCACUUAUAAUGUUCUAUAUCACAAUUCCAGUGGGUCAGAAGUUUACAUACACUAAGUUGACUGUGCCUUUAAACAGCUUGGAAAAUUCAAGAAAAUUAUGUCAUGGCUUUAGAACCUUCUGAUAUGCUAAUUGACAUAAUUUGAGUCAAUUGGAGGUGUACCUGUGGAUGUAUUUCAAGGCCUACCUUCAAACUCAGUGCCUCUUUGCUUGACAUCAUGGGAAAAUCAGAAGAAAUCAGCCAAGACCUCAGAAAAAUUAUUGUAGACCUCCACAAGUCUGGUUCAUCCUUGGGAGGAAUUUCCAAAUGCCUGAAGGUACCACGUUCAACUGUACAAACAAUAGUAUGCAAGUAUAAACACCAUGGGACUACGAAGCCGUCAUACCGCUCAGGAAGGAGACGCGUUCUGUCUCCUAGAGAUGAACGUACUUUGGUGCGAAAAGUGCAAAUCAAUCCCAGAACAACAACAAAGGACCUUGUGAAGAUGCUGGACGAAACAGGUACAAAAGUAUCUAUAUCCACAGUAAAACGAGUCCUAUAUCGACAUAACCUGAAAGGCCGUUCAGCAAGGAAGAAGCCACUGCUCCAAAACCGCCAUAAAAAAAGCCAGACUACGGUUUGCAACUGCACAUGGGGACAAAUAUCGUACUUUUUGGAGAAAUGUCCUCUGGUCUGAUGAAACAAAAAUAGAACUGUUUGGCCAUAAUGACCAUCGUUAUGUUUGGAGGAAAAGGGGGGACUUGCAAGCCGAAGAACACCAUGCCAACCGUGAAGUACGGGGGUGAAAGCAUCAUGCUUGUGACACUCUGGCUCCGGGACUUUUGUAUUUGAGCCAGGGUGUAUUUUGUGUUGUUGGGUUUUGGUUUGGUUAUGUUGGGCAUUUGGGUGUAUUUCUAUGUUGGUAGUUCUGUUGUGUGUAUUUCUAGCUUUGGUCAUUGACUCCCAAUCGGAGGUAACGAGUGUCAGCUGUCGGCUCGUUAUCUCUGAUUGGGAGCCAUAUUUAUUCUGUAUGUUUUCUUGUGGGAAUUGUGGGUUUUUGUUCCAGGUUCAGUCAUAGUCACUGUAGGACUUCACUUUCGUCUUUUGUUUUGUAUUGACGUGCUUGUUUAAAUAAAGUCAUCAUGUUCACUCCAUGCGCUGCGUAUUGGUCCGCUUCCUCAGACGAUCGUGACAGAAAAACCCACCAGAAAAGGACCAAGCAGCGUGUCAAGCGGCAACAGGAUUUAUGGACGCCUAUCAAGGAUUCAUGGACUUGGGAGGAGAUACUGGAUGGAAAGGGUCCUUGGGCACAACCGGGAGAGUAUCGCCGCCCUCGUGAAGAGCUGGAGGCAGCUAAAGCCGAGAGGAGGCGGUAUGAGGAGGCAGCACGGAGUCAAGGCUGGAAGCCCGUGGGUACUACCCAAAAAUUUCUUGGGGGGGGGGCUAAAAGGGAGUGUGGCGAAGUCAGGUAGGAGACCUGCGCCUACUCCCUGGACUUACCGUGGAGAGCGAGAGUACGGGCAGACACCGUGUUACGCAGUAGAGCGCAUGGUGUCUCCUGUACGCAGGCAUAGCCCGGUUCGACACAUUCCAGCUCCACGUAUCGGCCGGGCUAGAUUGAGCAUUGAGCCGGAUGUCAUGAAGCCGGCCCAACGCAUCAGGCCACCAGUGCGUCUUCUCGGGCCGGCGUACAUGGCACCAGCCUUACGCAUGGUGUUCCCGGUUCGCCCUCAUAGGCCGGUGCGGGUUAUUCCACCUCCCCGUACUGGUCGGGCGACGGGGAGCAUCAACCCGGGUAAGGUUGGGCAGGCUCAGUGCUCAAGGGGGCCAGUAAGCCUGCACGGUCCGGUAUGUCCGGCGCCACCUCCCCGCUCCAGCCCAGUACCACCAGUUCCUGCUCUUCGCACUAGGCUUCCUGUAAGUCUGCAGAGCCCUGUGUCUCCUCCACGCACUAGCUGUAUGGUGCGUGUCUCCAGCCUUUUCCCACCAGUGCCUACACCACGCACCAAGUCUCCUGUGUGUCCCCCGAGUCCUGUGCGUCCUGUUGCUGCUCUCCGCACUAGGCGUUAUGAGAGUCCCCAGGGUCCAGUAUGCCCUGUUCCGGCUCUCCGCACUAGCCCUUAUGUGCGUCCCCAGGGUCCAGCAUACCCUGUUGCUUCUCCCCGCACUAGCCCUGAGAUGCGUGUCCUCAGCCCGGUACCUCCAGUUCCGGCACCACGCAUCAGGCCUACGGUGCGCCUCAGACGGCCAGAGUCUGCCGUCUGCCCAACGGGGCCUGAACUGCCCGUCUGCCCUAAGGCGUUUGAACUGGCCGUCUGGACUGAGCCUGCAAAGCCGCCCGUCUGCCAUGAGCCGUCAGAGCUGUCCGCCAGACCGGAGCCGCUAGAGCCUUCCGCCAGACAGGAUCAGCCAGAGCCUUCCGCCAGACAGGAUCAGCCAGAGCCUUCCGCCAGACAGGAUCAGCCAGAGCCUUCCGCCAGCCAUGAGCAGCCAGAUCCGUCAGCCAGCCAUGAGCAGCCAGAUCCGUCAGCCAGCCAUGAGCAGCCAGAUCCGUCGGCCAGCCAUGAGCAGCCAGAUCCGUCAGCCAGCCAUGAGCAGCCAGAUCCGUCAGCCAGCCAUGAGCAGCCAGAUCCGUCAGCCAGCCAUGAGCAGCCAGAUCCGUCAGCCAGCCAUGAGCAGCCAGAUCCGUCAGCCAGCCAUGAGCAGCCAGAUCCGUCAGCCAGCCAUGAGCAGCCAGAUCCGUCAGCCAGCCAUGAGCAGCCAGAUCUUUCAGCCAGCCAUGAGCCGUCCAGCCAGGAUCCGCCAGAGCCGUCCAGCCAGGAUCCGCCAGAGCCAGCCAGCCAGGAUCCACCAUUGAGUCCGGUGCUGCCCCUUAGCCAGGUGCUGUCCCGUAGCCCGGUGCUGCCCCUUAUCCUGGUGCUGCCUCUUAGUCCGGUGCUGCCCCUUAGCCAGGUGCUGUCCCUUAGCCCGGUUCUGCCCCUAAAUCCAGGUGGGGUAAGUUGGAGGGUGGUCAUGUGGAGGAGGCUAGGGAAGCGGGUGGUGACUAAGGUGGGGUGGGGACCACGACCAGGGCCAGAACCGCCACCGUGGACAGACGCCCACCCAGACCCUCCCCUAGACUGUAUGCUGGUGCGCCCGGAGUGCGCACCUUUAGGGGGGGGUACUGUGACACUCUGGCUCCGGGACUUUUGUAUUUGAGCCAGGGUGUAUUUUGUGUUGUUGGGUUUUGGUUUGGUUAUGUUGGGCAUUUGGGUGUAUUUCUAUGUUGGUAGUUCUGUUGUGUGUAUUUCUAGCUUUGGUCAUUGACUCCCAAUCGGAGGUAACGAGUGUCAGCUGUCGGCUCGUUAUCUCUGAUUGGGAGCCAUAUUUAUUCUGUAUGUUUUCUUGUGGGAAUUGUGGGUUUUUGUUCCAGGUUCAGUCAUAGUCACUGUAGGACUUCACUUUCGUCUUUUGUUUUGUAUUGACGUGCUUGUUUAAAUAAAGUCAUCAUGUUCACUCCACGCGCUGCGUAUUGGUCCGCUUCCUCAGACGAUCGUGACAAUGCUGUUGGGGUGCUUUGCUGCAGGAGGGACUGGUGCACUUCACAAAAUAGAUGGCAUUAUGAGGAAGGAAAAGUAUGUGAAUAUAUUGAAGCAACAUCUCAAGACAUCAGUCAGGAAGUUAAAGCUUGGUCGCAAAUGGGUCUUCCAAAUGGACAAUGACCCCAAGCAUACUUCCAAAGUUGUGGCCAAAUGGCUUAAGGACAACAAAGUCAAGGUAUUGGAGUGGCCAUCACAAAGCCCUGACCUCAAUCCUAUAGAAAAUGUGUGGGCGGAACUGAAAAAGCGUGUGCGAGCAAGGAGGCCUACAAACCUGACUCAGUUACACCAGCUCUGUCAGGAGGAAUGAGCCAAAAUUCACCCAAAUUAUUGUGGGAAGCUUGAGGAAGGCUACCCGAAACGUUUGACCGAAGUUAAACAAUUUAAAGGCAAUGCUACCAAAUACUAAUUGAGUGUAUGUAAACUUCUGACCCACUGGGAAUGUGAUGAAAGAAAUAAAAGCUGAAAUAAAUCAUUCUCUCUACUAUUAUUCUGACAUUUCACAUUCUUUAAAUAAAGUGGUGAUCCUAACUGACCUAAAACAGGGAAUUGUUACUAGGAUUAAAUAUCAGGAAUUGUGAAAAACUGAGUUUAAAUGUAUUUGGCUAAGGUGUAUGUAAACUUCUGACUUCAACUGUAUAUACACCGGAUGAAUGUAUGUUGAAAUGUUGUUUUGGGAUUAAGUUCAUUUUCAUGGCAAAGAGGGACUUUGCAAUUAAUUGCAAUUAAUCUGAUCACUCUUCAUAACAUUCUGGAGUAUAUGCAAAUUGCCAUCAUAAAAACUGAGGCAGCAGACUUUGUGAAAAUUAAUAUUUGUGUCAUUCUCAAAACAUUUGACCACGACUGUACAUAGGGCAGCAGUCUCUAAGGUGCAGGGUAGAGUACCUGGUGGUAGCCGGCUACUAGCUAGUAACAUACACAUUCCUAAUGCAAGGAGACAUGAGGGUUUGCCUAGAUUUCACGUCAAUAUGUAAACCAAUUUCUGUCCAAUCUCUUUGCCACUCCGUCUGUUAUUCAGACCGGGAGCCAAAUAGAAAAUGAAAGAUGUUUGUAUGGAGUUUAUUCCCCCAAUCUGUGCAAAACAUAUGAUUAGGGAAGAAUAUGUAACUUAGUUUGGGAUAUUAUUAUCAUUCUCCUGCAUUAAAGUUUUUGACAUUUAAGUGAAACAAUUCCACUACAUCUGGCUUGAAUUAGAAAAGUGUCUACAUAAUUAUAUGUUAUAACAGAUUCUCUGAACAGAAUUUUCCGUCCGCAUCCCAUAGUUUUAUUGUGUUGCAGUUGAGUGCUGUUGCAUCAAUGUAAAACACUACACAGACACAAACGUAUAGUGCUUUAUAAUUAUACUGGUGGGAACACGGUUACUCUGGUCUACCCCCCCUGUUUUUGUUAAGUUUGAGCAGUUUGGAUCAAGUAGAAAAUGUCUGGGUCUACUUCAUAUAAUGCCCCCAAGCUAUGGGUUAUUGAACCUCUGAGGCCUGAAGAUAUAGCCUGUUCCCAGAUCUGUUUGUGCUUUCAGGCCAAACAUGACAAUGAGUGACAAGGAGUUGACAUGGUAGCACAAACAGAUCUGGGACAAGGCUGCUGAAGAUAUGGAACAUGUGAACACUGCUGAAAAGAGUGUGCAGGCCAGGAGGGAAUGUAAGGCCACAGUUACUCCAGCUCUUACUCACUAUUAAGAAGUGAUCUUGGAUUCCUUCUUGGAGUUGUGGAGGGAAAUGCUCCCAUGUGCUCGGGAGGUUGGAGAGUGCUGAUGCUAAGCCGUCGUUUUUGGUGGUUUGGUCAUGGCAGCAGGAUCUAGCCUCGCGGCAGAAUGUCCUUGUAAGGGCCUCUUAAAAACACAAGAUAUCAUGUUUUCCACUCAACAAAACUUCCAUCAUUUGAGUCUUUGGAACAAUGUUGAGUUCCAUCUUUAAAUUUCAAUUUGGUGCUAUUGCUAUAACAAUAUAACUUUUUUCAUUCAGUGUUAGUCAAAUAAAAUGUAUAGUCUUUAACGUAGGUAUUUACUGCAGAUUUGUGACAGUGAAUGCUCUGUAACAGGUAGGAAAUCGUGUGAGGUGGAGCGGGGGGUUCAGAAACUGGACUUGACCGGGAAGAGAAGGGUACAGCUGAGAGCUGGGUCAGAGAUGAACCUCAUCACUGCAGGGAAGAAAGCCAAAUGUACUUCCUUCAGACAGUCUCUGGCCUUCUGUACAGAACGGGCACAGGUAAGGCAACUCUACACUGCCACCCAUAACCCUGUUAUGCUAUCCAUAGAGGUCUUAUCCCUGAAAAUAUCCAGGGCCCAUAUUCAUAAAGUGUCUUAGAGUAGAAGUGCUGAUCUAGGAUCUGGUCCCACAUGUCCAUAUAAUCUUAUUCAUUAUGAUCUAAAAUGAAAAACUGAUCUUAGAUCAGCACUCCUUCUUUGAGAAGCUUUGUGGCACAAUGCUGCCACUUGCUGUUCGGAAUGCUCAACACAACACUAGUGUGUUAAACUGAAAAUACAAAAGGCUUCAUAGUGUGACAUGGUGUCCAAAUAGAAUUGGUUGAAUUAUUAAGGUGACUCGUUAAUAAAUCAUGGGGAAAACGUCAACAAGGAAAUGUUUCAUCUUCUCUCCAGUUGUAGGUUGGACACAUUUUAUCCCUUUAUUCCAUUCUUGUCUAACAGAAUGUCUGUGUAAAAUGCCUUUCCCGCUCAUGUUUGUACAGAUGCCUGUGUGUUGAGAAGCAAUUAGCCUACAGUGCACAUAAAUAGUCUAUCCCCCUCUUUAGAUACAAUGACCAGAGGACCAGAUCAAACAUAUGGCCCUUGCUAUCAUUAGCCUCAAAUAAAUCCUCUUCCUGCAGAGCUUGAAAGGGUUCUUGGGCCGACCAAAGUUGUUUGACAUAUUGUAAACAAAUCCAACUUAACAAUACCAAUCUGCAUAUCAAAACUUGGUACGCUCCAGGCAGAAGAAAAAGGAAUCUACUGCUACUACUCUUCUGACCACUACGUCAUUGCAUUGGAGUAUGUGUUUUAUAUCCUCUUGGCUGGGUCACUUUGAUAUUGUGGUGAAGUUGACCCCAUGCUCCUGUCAGCAUGGGUCUUCUCUAAAGUCUGUGCUCAUUUUAUUGGCCUUGUCUCCACAGGGUGGGUUCUUCACUCCGCUACUGCGAAGGACCGCCUCCGCUAAAAACUCAUUGAAAAGAGCCCCCUCCGCCCUAUUUAUUGAGCAUGGCAAGGUGUUUCAGAGAAAGAAGGUACGUUUUGACCUAAAUGGUCCGAUAAUCUUCUAAUCAUAUCAAGACAAUUAAAUUAAGGAAUAUACACUACCGUUCAGAAGUUUGGGGUAGUGUAUAAUGGAAUAUCUACAUAGGCGUACAGAGGCCCAUUAUCAGCAACCAUCAGUCCUGUGUUCCAAUGGCACGUUGUGUUUGCUAAUCCAAGUUGAUCAUUUUAAAAGGCUAAUUGAUCAUUAGAAAACCCUUUUGCAAUUAUGUUAGCACAGCUGAAAACUGUUGUGCUGAUUAAAGAAACAAUAAAACUGGCCUGAACUUUUGAACGGUAGUUUAAGUCAAAGGAAUAUGUCAAGUAAGUAUAAUUGUUCAAUUAAAUGUACCAUGUGUUCUUUUUUUCUUAUUAUUUUUGUAGGAGUGGGAGACAAAGGCCUCUACUUAAUACUAUACUGGUCGUUUCGGUAACAAUUAUCUUGUAUACAUUUUCUAUCAAACAUCUUUGUCAUCAGAAAUGUCAUCCGUCCUGAUGAUAAUACAAUACACUAUACUUCCGAAAUGGCACCCCUUUCCCUAUUGAAAAGUAGUGCACUAUAUAGGG
Coregonus sp. 'balchen' is the source of this 20217-nucleotide messenger RNA. Lineage: Eukaryota; Metazoa; Chordata; Actinopteri; Salmoniformes; Salmonidae. The record is from the annotation of a GenBank genome assembly.